Messenger RNA from Colletes gigas, 1958 nucleotides. It is a transcript of the gene Tif-IA, whose product is annotated as RNA polymerase I-specific transcription initiation factor RRN3. Gene Ontology annotation, molecular function: RNA polymerase I general transcription initiation factor activity; RNA polymerase I core binding. Gene Ontology annotation, biological process: transcription initiation at RNA polymerase I promoter. Gene Ontology annotation, cellular component: nucleus. The record is from RefSeq and is a predicted model, not a curated record. Lineage: Eukaryota; Metazoa; Arthropoda; Insecta; Hymenoptera; Colletidae. The transcript has 8 exons. Bases 220 to 1917 code for a protein of 565 amino acids.
GUUAGUGAACGCAUGUUGUAAUAUUUUUCGUUAAUGUAAUAUCCGUGCAAUAAUACGAUUUCACAAUGUAAACAGACGUAUAAUCCAAAGUUAUUGCAUAAUAUUAACACAUUAAAAAGUUGUAAAUAUAACCGAAAGUUAAUAAUACCUAAGCUUUUUGUUAUUUUCUAUCAUAACCUCAUUUUGUUACUUGCACGCGUAACAGUUUCAAGAAAUAAGAUGUCAGUUAUUUCUUCAAGAGUUAGCAGUGUGUCAUCGAUCUUAAAAGCUCCCGGAGUUAGGUCACAGUUAAUUAGACAGUCAAAUAGAGUAUAUUUCAAGCUUCCAAAGAAUCUGAAAAGUAUUAUAUAUAAUUUUGAAACUGGCAAUGGAACUAAAGAUUACGAAGAUUUAAUACAUAUUCUACGUGACUCAAAUAUGAAGGAUACAGACUUGAAAGAAUUUUUGGCAAAUGUAAGACAAUGUAUAUCAUUGCUUGGUCCCACUCAUAAAAUAUUUAUAGAAACACUUUUGCAAUUAAAAUGGACAAAUCGUUCGCUAGAAGUAACAUCCGCGUAUAAAGCAUUUCUGGAAGAUUUAAUUUGUAUGCAAAUAUAUUACGCUAAAUAUGUUAUAGAUAAUUUAGUUGAACAAUUCAAACCAGAUGAAAAUGAUGUGGAAUGGGAAGCUGGACAGUGUAGGGAAGAAGAUGUUCAGAGAUUAAGUCACAUACAUGAUGUACUUUGCAAAAUUUUGAAAAUUGUGCCAAUGUCAAGUAAGCUACUAUUGCAAUCGCUUAGAGGAAGAUUUCCAUAUAUUGUUCACGGGACUCAUAUUCAUGAAGUUUAUGUUUAUGCAUUGAUUCAAAUAUUCGAAUACGCGCCACAAUUACGAUCGGAUAUUCUGUCUCUAAUUAUUAACAGGUUAAUGGUAUUGGAUGUAAACAUACCACGUUUAGAGACAGAUAAUAAGGAUGAAGACUUGAUAGAUGAUAGUAGUGAAUGCGACAGCACAUUUGGUAAUGAGAAUAAUAUUGUCGAAGACAAUGAUAUAACAGAAACAGAUAAAAUACAUCCAAUAGCUCAUAAAUUGGAUGUGUGUAUGACGCUGAUUCUGAAAUACAUGCAUAACUCCUGUUUUCUUGAAGGAGUCUUGCAAAUAGAAUCUUUAAAAAGUCUUUAUUUCGAUAUAUUACAAAUAUUUGAAACAGUAAUAUUACCUACUCAUGCAAGUCAAUUUGUUCAGUAUAUUAUAUUCUAUAUUUGUAGUUUUAAAACAGCUGUUGUGGAGGCAUUUGUAGAUUGGUUAUGGAAUAAAGUAUCAAAUCCUAAUAUACCUCCUAUUAUACGCCAAUCAUCUGUGGCAUACAUUGCUAGUUUAUUAGUUACAGCAAAUUUUAUCACAGCCGGAUUAGUGAAAACGGUACAGUUUAAAUUGUGCAGAUGGAUACACGAUUAUAUUAAUAUGGAAGAUCACUUAAGAUAUAUUCGUGACGAAAAUAAAGAACAUAGUGUAUUUUAUUCUGUCUGCCAAGCACUAUUUCUUAUAAUUACUAAAAGGCAUAAUGACUUUCCUAAUUCAAAAAAAUAUAUGUUGUAUCUACAAGAAAUGGAUUUAGCAAAAAUUAUAACUUGUAGGUUAAAUCCAUUAAAAGUCUGCCACCCUGAAAUUGUUCAUAAUUUUGCGGAAAUAACACGAAUGUAUCAAUUGGCAUAUUGUUAUACUAUAAUCGAAAAUAAUACGCGGAGUCAGCUUCCUAUAUUCGGUAGUGAAAAGACAGCAACAAUUACAGCUGAGAAUUUUUUCCCAUUUAGUUCUUAUACAUUGCAUCGAAGUGGACAGCAAUUAAUUUCUUUAUUUCGCGAUAAUGUUACUAGUAGUAAUGACCAUAAAUCAAAUAUUAAACAUAAAGAAGACAUAGAAUAUAUGACUGAAUAGAACAUUUUUUUCGAAGUUAAUGUACUUUGAAUUUAUUUGUA